AUGCAGAGUGUCGUUACCUUCGGCGCUUCUUUCUGCCGCUUCCUUUUGCGAAUGAACGACGACGAGGCGGCAUUCCUCCAGCGUUCGCGCAAGCUCAUGGCUGGCCUGGACGACACACUGGAGGCACUGGGAGAUCCAGGGCCGGCGAUUGCUGUGCUGGCUGACGAAGACAGCGACCCUGAAGUCGAAAUGAAGAGCGAGUCGGACGAGGAUGCGAAGGAGGUUUUGCUCGACCCCAGCCCCUUGCGCCACCGCCGGAGCCGCGAAGACGAGCGCAAAAGCAAGGAGGUGUGGUUUCAUGAGUAUCGAAAGAUGGAGAGCUCGCUUCGCAAAGCCCUCGCUACGGUAACGACAGUGGCCAAAGAGAAACAACGCGCAGAGAAGAAGGCUGACAAUGCGCUCAAGGAGGUCGGGGUGUUAGAGCGCGAAACGAAGGAUUUGAAGGGGCAGCUUGAGACGAUGGACCAGCAAAUGUCAGAGCUUCGCACUGGCCCCUCGACGACAUCGGAGGCACUCGCCACUCUUCGCGCCAAGUACGACAAAGUGAAGGAACAACGGAAGGAGCAGCGGAAGACAGUUGCCGAAUGGGAUGCGUAUGCGACAGAUCUCCAAGGUCAAAUUGCCACAUUGAAGGAGAAAAAGGAAUCGAUGCAGGAGACCGUGCGGGACUUGAAAGCUGAAGUCGAGUUGCUACGCAAAGAAAACAAAGACCUUGGCGCUGUACAGGUCGAGAAGAAGGAGCGGUCGCAGAAACAAAACGACCAGGAGACUGUCGUGCUUAUUGCGGCAUAUGAGUAUCAAGUUGCUCGAGCGGCGGAAUCUGCGGUUUCGCGAUGCCAAACACGGCUGAUGUCCCUUUCCUCCGGCAGGAGCUCCACGGUCAAGCACACGAAUUUGCCGCCAUCGUAUAAUAUUUGUCAAGCAAGUGAGAAUCUGUUUGCGUUCCUAGCCAGGGACGCUACAACCCAAAGCUUCAUGAAUCACGUCCUGUUCUUACCUAACCGCACCGUGUCCUGCGCAAGCGUCGGCUACCUCGCGUUUGCGCCAACUGUGGUGUACGAUGGCGCGAGAAAGGAGUGGAAGGAAGGGUCCGACCUCGGGCCACUGGUGCACAGCACUCGCGAACUGUUCAUCACGGUCCAGCGUGCAGGCCAGGGCGGGUAUAUAACCUACGCAGGGACGUUCCUCUGCCACCAGCUAGUUUAUCCGCGCGCGACCCGCCCGCACAAGUCGAUCGACACCAAAGCGCUCAUGGAUAUUGCAUUCGGCACGCCGUCUUGCGUGUCGGCGGAAGAGGCUGACCGGCUUGUUCGCGCCAAGUUUCCCGCGGGGUUCAUAGACGUCGAAGUCGUUGGUCUGCAGCUCGUGGGAUUCAAUACCGCGCUGUACAACGCGCUCAAGGCGCGCCAUGGUGUUGUCCUCGUGACGGGCGGUCAGCAGCAGCCCCCGCCUGUCGUGCCCGCAAAGCGCCCUGCGGCUGUGAUGGCUGGCGGCGCCGCAUCAAAGGAGGGAGAGAAGGGAGGACGCGGCGGGAAGCCGGCAUGGAAGAGAGUUAAGACUACAUAG
Messenger RNA from Mycena indigotica, 1566 nucleotides. RefSeq lists its product as uncharacterized. The record is from RefSeq and is a predicted model, not a curated record. NCBI's taxonomy places the organism in Eukaryota, Fungi, Basidiomycota, Agaricomycetes, Agaricales, Mycenaceae. The transcript is spliced from 13 exons. The coding region runs from base 1 to 1566 and encodes 521 amino acids.